Molecule: messenger RNA, 1494 nt
Organism: Vitis vinifera (wine grape)
Lineage: Eukaryota; Viridiplantae; Streptophyta; Magnoliopsida; Vitales; Vitaceae
Exons: 2
Coding region: 1-1494 (497 amino acids)
Source: RefSeq, a predicted model, not a curated record
AUGACAUUUGAAGAAUUCACUCACAAGGUCUUAGAAAAAUUCGACAUUUCCCUUCAUGUGAGGAGGAUGCACUACACCCUCAAGUUUAACCCUAGAGUCAUCCAAGAUUUAGAAGAUGAGGAUGACUUGGAUAACGUGGUUUCCCACAGUGAUGACUUUGCAAAUGUGUACAUAGUCGAGUCACCCGGUGUGGAAGCCAUAGAGGCAAAUAUACCGAAUACACAGUUGGCACUUGGAGGUCCACAUCAUACGUUUCCUUCGUCUAAUGCAUCAUGCGAUGCAAGUCCUAAUACUAUGAUGUUAUCAAGAGGUUUUGCAUCGCGUUGUGCAGAUAGUGAGUACACUCCUUUGGAAUCGAAUCAGUUUUGUGAGGCAAUAUUAGGUUCCGGACAUACAUUUAAGAAUGCAGAUGAGUUUCGGAAUGCAAUAUACCAAAUGUCAUUAGCUGGAAGGUUUCAAUACAAGUACAAGAAAAAUUCACCUACUCAUAUGUCAGUAAAGUGUUCGGUUGAGGAUUGUCCUUGGAAGAUAACAGCUCAUGCUGUUGAAGGAAAUGAAAUAUUACGAGUUUAUACUUACCAAGUUAAUCAUAGUCAUAUAGCUCAAGAUGAGUGUUCAUCUAAGGUGCGGGUUUCUUCCAAGAGAGGUGCUGUUGUUGUUGAAGACGUGUUUAGAACAACUCCAGAAUACCUUCCUCGACAAAUUUGCAAGGAUUUUGAACGUGAUCAUGGAGUUCAAUUGACUUAUAACCAAGCAUGGCAUCUUAAAGAGAAGGCAAAAGAGCGUGUAUAUGGAUCUCCACGUGCGUCCUACGCGUUUUUGCCUUGGUUAUGCCAUAGACUAAGGGAAAUUAACCCUGGAACUAUUGCCGAGUACACUUCUCAUGAAGGUCACUUCAAGCAAUUGUUCAUUGCCCAUGCAUUUUCAAUUCAAGGGUUCACCAUGGGAUGUCGACCGGUAUUGGCUAUUGAUUCUUGCCACCUAAGUGGUCCAUACAAAGGAGCUCUUUUGUCUGCCAUUGCAUAUGAUGCAGAUGAUGGAAUGUUCCCUCUAGCCUUGGGUGUGGUUGGUUCAGAAAAUUAUGAGGAUUGGCAUUGGUUCUUGGAGAAAUUGAAGGGGAUCCUAGAUGGUCGAGAAGUAAUUAUUAUAUCAGAUAGACAUCAAGGGAUAUUGCGUAGUGUUUCGGAGAUGUUUGGGGUAGAAAAUCAUGCCUAUUGUUAUCGACAUAUGAAAGAGAACUUUUCAAGCUUCUUCAACAGGCAAAACAUUAGGGGAAAGAAAGGGAAAGAAGAUGCUUUGUUGCUUUUAGACAACAUUGCAUAUGCUCAGUUGGAUAUAGACUACAAUGAGGCGUUUGAAAAACUUGUGCGUUUUAAUGGCAACCUAGCAAAGUGGGUUGCGGAGAAUAGUCCGGAGCAUUGGGCGAUGUCAAAGUUCCUUAAAAAACGUUGGGAUAAAAUGACAACUAAUAUUGCAGAGUCCUUCAAUGCGUAA